This is a messenger RNA of Eimeria acervulina, 897 nucleotides long. RefSeq names its product der1-like family domain-containing protein, conserved, putative. The record is from RefSeq and is a predicted model, not a curated record. Lineage: Eukaryota; Apicomplexa; Conoidasida; Eucoccidiorida; Eimeriidae. The coding region runs from base 1 to 897 and encodes 298 amino acids. Gene Ontology annotation, molecular function: misfolded protein binding; ubiquitin-specific protease binding. Gene Ontology annotation, biological process: endoplasmic reticulum unfolded protein response. Gene Ontology annotation, cellular component: endoplasmic reticulum membrane; Hrd1p ubiquitin ligase ERAD-L complex. The transcript is spliced from 3 exons.
AUGGAUCCCCCUGGGGGGAACGUGCGUGGUUUUGGGGGGCAGGCUUACGGAGCCCCUGAGUUGUGGUAUCGCUCUUUACCUCCUAUAACGCGCGCAGUUGCAACGGCGACAUUCGUCCUAACUCUGCUUGUAAAUCUUGGAAUGCUGCCUGUGCAGCUGUUGAUGCUGGACUGGCACUUGGCGAUAUUUCGACUGCAGUUCUGGAGGCUGUUAACAACGGUGUUGUAUGUGGGGCGUUUCUCGUUGGGUUGGGUCUUUCACAUGUACAUGUGGCUGCAUGUCAGUGGAGAUUUGGAAACAAAUGCAGUUUUCUCGGUGGCUUCGAAAGGAGCAUAUCUGCUCUUUAUUCUCUUUACAACUAUCGCCACUUCCCUCCUCUCCCUUCUCGUCUUCUGGCCCGCAGGGGUAUACUUCCACGCAGAAGGCGUGAUGUUUGCGUGUUUGUAUUACUGGUCGAGAAGAGAGCCGUACACGCCUGUCUCCGUUUCUUUUAUGACAGUACAGGGGUAUCAGCUACCAUUUUUAUUGCUACUACUACAUCUGCUAAUGGGCCGGGAUCUGUGGCUCGACGCCUUCGGACUCGCGGCAGGUCAUGUCUACUACUUCUUGAGAGAAGUGCUGCCAGCAAAUGGGGGUCCAGAUCUCCUCAGCAGAGCUCCUAAGGUUCUCGACAUGGCUGCGGAGUACGUCUCCAACAACCCCACAUCAGCUGGAGCCGGAGGAGGGCCAGGGGGCCCACCAGGCGGCCCCCCCCGCGCUCCGGCUGGCGGGGGCGUUGCAGCAGGAGGGGCGACUGGGGGCUCCACUGGCAGGGGCUGGGGCUUCUCUGUGCGGCGUAGGGGCCCCCCUGGGACGGAGCCGUUUACAGGUAGAGGCUAUACACUUGGCGGGGGUUAG